Prunus avium (sweet cherry) is the source of this 1404-nucleotide messenger RNA. Its product is annotated as UPF0481 protein At3g47200-like. NCBI's taxonomy places the organism in Eukaryota, Viridiplantae, Streptophyta, Magnoliopsida, Rosales, Rosaceae. The record is from RefSeq and is a predicted model, not a curated record.
AUGCCUGAUUCUGUGGAGCAGGGAGUUAAUAAACUGAGGGACGCAGAAAGAAGACUUGUUCCAGCUCCCGAUUACAAUUCAGCUAGAAGCUCAAGAUCGAAGAUCCAAAGUGUUCCUAGAAUUCUCCGAAGUCACAGAAGUUUGGAUAAAUACUUUGAGCCAAGAGUACUAGCAAUGGGUCCUAUCCAUCAUGAUAAGUGCAUUGAAGCAGAGAAACUCAAAUACACAUUGGCAGCAGACUUUAUCAAGGAUUCCGGCUGCACCCACUACCAGUUGUACGAGCAGAUUCUGGACCGCAUCGCUGAAAUAAAGGACUGCUACGAUAACGAAGCAACAAAGUGCUACGAUGAUGAUGAGACACUCGCCUGGAUGUUGUUCAUAGAUGGAUGUUCAACCUUGCAAUUCAUGCACAAAAUUGAUCGUUUGGAAGAGUUUGGGAUGAACAGAACCCAAGCUGUCUUUGCACGGCUCGACUUGUUCCUGCUAGAGAACCAACUCCCUUAUCAAGUCCUCGAGCUGUUGAUGAGCUCAACCACAAAAAGAGAGGAGCUGUUCAGCAGUAUACAGAGUUUUGUUGGAAUGCAGAUUAUUGCAGCAGAAAAGCCACUGGAGUACAGUCGAGAAAGGGAGAAGCAAGAGAUGCUAUUGAAGAUUCGAGCUCAUGAGCAAGCCAUCAGGGCAGCCUAUUUAUUUAAAGAAGCCGCUGGUCAUCCUUCUGAUUAUCUUCGGCCCACUCAUCAUCUUCCUGAUUAUGGUCACCCCACUUAUCAUCUUCUUGAUUUUCUUCGGGAAAGAAUGCUAGGUCCAUCACCAGAGGUUCCCAAAGAUGAUCAUCGCAAAGAAGACAAUUCACCAUCUUUUCGCAAUGCACAGGAGCUUAAGGCAGCGGGGGUUCAUUUUAGGCGCAGCAAAACUAGCUCCUUGUGGGACAUAUCUUUUACUUCUCUAGGCUUUGUUGGAUUUCUUAAUCUUCCUCCAAUAAACGAAGAAGAAAUGCCUUUGUUCUUGAAUUUGAUAGCCUACGAAAUGUGUCCUGAUUUCCUAAAUAAUUUUGGUGUCACCUCUUACUUCAGCUUCCUCAGUUCACUCAUUGCUCAUCCCAACGAUGCUAAGCAGCUGCGGUCAGCCCGCAUACUUUGCAACUUGCGUGGGAGCGACCAAGCCCUCGCCGGCCUCUUUCACGAGAUAGGCCCUGAUUUGGUGCUUGCCCAUCCCAAGUACAACUUUAUCAAUGCCAAAUUAGAAAAACACUACAAGACCAAGUGGAAGGCAUGGUUCGCUCAAUUUUUCGAAGAUCAUUUCAGUAGCCCCUUGGUCAUGCUUGCUUUCAUUGGAGCUCUAACAGCGCUUGUCUUAAGCGGCAUCCAGACUUGGUACACAGUCCUCAGUUUUUAUCAGAAAUAG